Penicillium mononematosum is the source of this 1101-nucleotide messenger RNA. RefSeq names its product D-alanine--D-alanine ligase family protein. The record is from RefSeq and is a predicted model, not a curated record. The transcript has 3 exons. NCBI's taxonomy places the organism in Eukaryota, Fungi, Ascomycota, Eurotiomycetes, Eurotiales, Aspergillaceae. Gene Ontology annotation, biological process: peptidoglycan biosynthetic process. Gene Ontology annotation, molecular function: D-alanine-D-alanine ligase activity; metal ion binding; ATP binding. Bases 1 to 1101 code for a protein of 366 amino acids.
AUGGGCGAAUCUAACGGGUCUACUAGCCUUAGGGUAGCCCUGAUCUCCGAGCAACGGUCAAACUACCUCCAACUCGGGUACUCCGAGGAGGACUGUGCGGCACUCACGCACGACGGAGAAAUCCAGGCGGUCUUGUUCACGCUCAAGAAGCUAGGCCACCAAGUCACGCUAGUCCCAGGCAUUGAGUCGCUGGUCCAACAGCUAGCGGCCGGGAAGCACAAGUGUUGGGACCUGGCGUUCAAUAUGGCGCAGGGCUUCCACGGGCCCGCGAGAGAAUCGCAGGUCCCCGCGCUCCUAGGCGCGUAUCAAGUUCCGCACACUUUUGCGGAUGCGGCCACAAUGGCGCUGUGUCAGAACAAGGCAAAUACCAAGAUGGUCUUGAACCAUCACAAUAUUCCUACUGCGCCCUUUCUGGUGAUCCCAGCCAAUGAACCGGCUGACAGCCUCCUCAAAUUCACCACAUCCGGGCUCCAGUAUCCGCUCUUCGUGAAGCCAGUCACCGAAGGCUCGUCCAAGGGCAUCGACGGGUUCAAUAAAGUGAAGAACCCGGUCGAGCUAGAGCCAGCCGUACAGCAACUAAGAUCCAAAUUCCCGGCUGAGGAUAUCCUGGUAGAACCGUUUCUGUCCGGUCGCGAAUUCACCGUGGGAAUUCUAGGGGCGGGCGAGGAUGCCCGGGUGAUUGGCGUCCGAGAAUUCAUCUGGAAGAAGCCUUCCACCGACUUUACCAACGGAGUUGACGGCCAUCCCGACUUGGAGUUUGCGAGCAGAUGGAGCAAAUCCAGCAGAAACAAGCUGAUCCUCCGAGAUCAAGAUCUAACCCAUCCGCAAGUUCAAGCCGCCUGUCGCGUGUCCCUAGAUGCAUGGAAGGUUUUCGGCUGCCGGGAUGCCGGGCGUGUCGACAUUCGCUUUGACUCGGACGAGCCGGAUGCUGUUCCGAAUAUCUUGGAGGUGAACCCUAUUUCCGGCCUGCUUCCAGACCAUUCUCCUUUGCCAGCCUGCGCCGAGAGCAAUGGGAUCUCGUACGCGGACCUGUUGGAAGCCAUUAUUGAAAGUGCCCUCGGUCGAUGCGGUCCAACCUUUCUUGCCAACGGGAGCUCGUAA